AUGUUUAUUUGUGAGUUCUGUCAAGUGUCUUUUACGGCGAAACAUAAUCUUGACAGGCAUAUGCGAGGUAAACAUGGUCAAACUAAUUUCGAUUGUACCGUGUGUGGAGGAAAAUUUUCAAGACGAGAUAACUUGAACGUACAUCUGAAACGAUCUCAUGGGUUAUCUAUGAAACGUCAAGCACCACCACCACCAUUACCAUCAACCAUCGAACAUCGAUCAAAUCUAGAGAUGGAAGUUCCCGGUACAUCUACUAAACAUCAAUCAAAUUUGGAGAUGGUAGUACCAACACCAUCAACAUCCCCACCACCACCACCACCACCACUAGGUAAUAAACGUCAUCGAUAUUCAGCACGUCUAGAGUCCAUGAUCGAAAACGAUGGAAGGGUAUGUCAAGUUUGUGGCGAUUUACUACCAUCACUUAUCUCGCUUGAAUGCCAUCUUAGAACUGAGCAUGUUGAAAUAAUCGAUGAUAAUGUUAAAAAAUUUAAGUCUUGCUAUAAAAAUAGGGUAGUUUGCUAUAGAAUUGAUGGAGCUCAACCUGAUGAUGAUAUACCGUCAUAUCUAUUGAAAUGUUGUGAAACAGUUAAUCGACUGAUUGAACAACAUCUCAAUAGGACUGGUUCGGUAAAAGCUUAG
Messenger RNA from Onthophagus taurus, 639 nucleotides. NCBI's taxonomy places the organism in Eukaryota, Metazoa, Arthropoda, Insecta, Coleoptera, Scarabaeidae. The record is from RefSeq and is a predicted model, not a curated record.